This is a messenger RNA of Leptosia nina, 738 nucleotides long. The record is from the annotation of a GenBank genome assembly. NCBI's taxonomy places the organism in Eukaryota, Metazoa, Arthropoda, Insecta, Lepidoptera, Pieridae.
AUGUCUUCAUCAUCUGGUGAUAGAAAAGAAUCCUUUGAGGAGUUCUAUACAGAGGUAAAAGAAAUCGAAAAAAGGGACUCCGUUCUAACACCAAAACAACAGAUUGAAAGAUUGCUUCGACCUGGAUCAACAUAUUUUAAUUUAAAUCCAUUUGAAGUAUUACAAGUUGAACCUGAUUCCACUCUUGAUGAAAUUAAGAAGAAGUAUAGGCGAUUAUCUAUUCUUGUACAUCCAGACAAAAAUAUGGAUGAUGCGGAACGAGCACAACAAGCUUUUGAGAUAGUUAACCGUGCUUGGAAAACUUUGGAGAAUGAGGAGACGCGUAAAAAAAGUUUGGAUAUUUACCAGGAGGCCAAAGAGAGAACAGAACAUAUGAUUGAGCAGAAGCGCAAGAAGCAAAGAAAAGAAGGUCGCAAUGAUGAACCUAUACCUGAAGAUGAUCCUGACAAAUUUAAACAUGCCGUCUAUGUUAUGACUAUGAAGCUAUUUGCUGACAUGGAACGAAAACGGCAGCACCUCGAGACGAGGGAUAUGGAAGAGAGAAAGAGAAAACGAGAGACGGAAAUUGAACAAGAAGAGCAGAUGUCAUUUGAAAAGGAAUGGGCUAAGAAUUUUGAGGAAUCACGUCAAAAUCGAGUCGACAGUUGGAAGACAUUUCAAUCGACCAGCGGAAAGGAGAAGAAGAAGAAGAAAAUUAUGGGCUUCAAACCACCAAAACCCAAACCCGAGAGUAGAUAA